AUCUUAUGUGACCUCAGUAUUUUCUCCUAUAAAAGGAGAACUCUGAUUGGUGCCUUUCAUGCCUUGAGCCGAACAAUCUGCACAAUGAAGACUAUUCUACUCUUCGUCCUUGCUGGUCUCAGCGUUUCUCAUGGCUUUGAUUGUAUACAGAGAUAUCAAGCAGCGACUACUCUGCAGUGCCUCCAAAAUGCAUUAACGAUUACUCCAGAUUAUCUUGAAAAACUGAUAUACUUUAUAUGUAACUAUGAAGAUGGGAUAAAAAACAAUAAAAAAGAAUUUGAAGCUGCUUUCCGUGAAUUGAUAGCAAUAAUGCAAUGUGCAAGCUGCCCUCUGGAUAAACUACUUGGCACAAAUAAAUCAGUUGAAGAUCUUGUAGCAGAUAUUGGAGGUGAAGGACAAAAAGCAGUCUUUAACAUCCUGAAGGCUGCAGAUGAACUAAGAUUAACUGGAACUGUGGCACACUUAGCAUGCGGCGUGCUCAAAGGUCUUGGUACUGCUGGUGGUCUGGUUAAUCUUGGCGGUGGUCUGCUUAAUAUUGUUGGUGGCCUGGGUGGUAUCCUUCAUUAAGUCAAGAACUAAUCCUAGCUGUCAAAGAAACACGCAUUGGAUGCAUGUAGUAAAAUAGAAGAAAGCAUACAAUAAAAAAG
Molecule: messenger RNA, 647 nt
Organism: Bufo bufo (common toad)
Lineage: Eukaryota; Metazoa; Chordata; Amphibia; Anura; Bufonidae
Product: ranaspumin-like
Exons: 9
Coding region: 85-567 (160 amino acids)
Source: RefSeq, a predicted model, not a curated record